CGCGCGGAAAGUGCUGUUUGGAUAACGUUGUACGGCAUGGUGAAAAUAACGAGUCACCUCACCCAGUGGUUAUGUGCUUUUUUCAAGCGUCUUCUCGCCAGGAUUAUUCUAGCAGACGAAGAACAGACGCUUGCCUUUUCCCUCUUCCUUUUCACCUUUAUUUUCCAGUUGCACCCAACAGGCAACUCCAUCCAUAAUGCUCAACAGCCUCGACAACGGCGAGGCAGAGAGUCACUGGGCCGCAGAAGGAUGUGGACAGUGCGUCUGGAGGGGGGGCCACGGCGAGUGAACCACGCCGCCGUCGCCAUCAACGGCAGGAUCUUCUCAUUUGGCGGCUACUGUACUGGGGAGGACUACAGCACGCGAAAACCUAUUGAUGUUCAUGUGCUCAGCACAGUCUCACUGAGGUGGGCCCUGAUUCCGUGUCAGUCCAACCUUGAAGAUGUGCCAUUCCAGCGCUACGGUCACACCGUGGUUGCCUACGGGGACUACGCCUACCUCUGGGGUGGGCGGAACGACGACGGGGCGUGUAAUAUACUCUACAGGUUUGACACAAGCACGUCGCUGUGGAGUCGACCAAAGGUGACAGGUUCAAUCCCCGGAGCGAGGGAUGGACACUCGGCGUGUGUGAUGGGCAACCACAUGUACGUCUUCGGCGGUUACGAAGAACAGGCCGACAGGUUUUCUCAGGAGGUGCACGUUCUCGACUUCGAGACGAUGCACUGGCAAUACGUCUACACCAGGGGUCUACCGCCGCAGUGGCGAGACUUCCACUCAGCGACGGCGCUGGGGCACCGCAUGUACGUGUGGGGCGGCCGCGGGGACAGCCAGGGUCCCUUCCACUCUCAGCGGGAGGUAUAUUGCAACCGCAUCGCCUACCUCGACACGCCUACCUCUACGUGGGUUCACCCGCCAACGUACGGGGACAUCCCCAGAGGGCGAAGGAGCCACUCGGCUUUUGUAUAUAAAGGGGAACUGUACAUAUUUGGAGGCUACAACGGGCUCAGGCUCUGUCACUUUGGUGACAUGUACAAAUACGACGCAGAAACGUCGGUCUGGACAAAAGUGAACACGUUAAGGGACGGUCCCUGUGCAAGGAGGCGACAGUGCUGCUGUAUUGUUGGUGACAAACUGUACCUUUUUGGUGGCACUAGUCGUUCUUGUAUUCCUUUUCACAGCCCCCUGCCCGUCCAGCCUGCACAGAGGCUGCAAGACUUCGAACCGCCCGACCAGACACUCAUGGAUCACUCAGAUCUGCACGUGCUCGACUUUGCUCCGACACUGAAGACCCUAAGCCUCCUUGCUGUGAUCGAGGCGCGAUUGGACAUUUCAAACUUGCCACAAGACAUCAGGUGGGAAAUAUCAACGAUGACAACAAACAACAGUAUCUCGCGCCCACUUCAGAUGACGGGCUGAACAGAAAGCUUUGUUACGCAUGUUCGGUUCUGCGAGUCAUUUCCAAGGAAGAGCCAUGGGACUGUUGCUGCGGAACACAGUGCUGUAAAAAAGUGUCGGGUCUGUUUGUGGAAACGAUUGCUUUGCUUCAGAGCCGACCAGAUUCUCGGUUUUCCCGACGCACAAUGCAAGUUGCUUUUACCGAGAAGCUACUUUUCACACUUCUUGUCAGCAUUUAGCAUUCGUUAAAUGCUAGUUUUCAUCGUUGAUUAUGGUUUGUAGUUGCUAGACAUUCUGGCAGUGGCUCUGCCAGUUUUGGAAGUGACUAGAGGUGUUGUUAAAAUCCCAUCAGAAACCAUGAAAUGUGUCACUAUGGCAAGGGUUGUUGAAAACUAGUCCCAUGGGUGACAGCAUGGACUGCGCUGGCAUGUUGCCCCACUAUGGCUCGGGAUAUUGUGUUCAUUUGAUGAAAAGCUCCACCUCUCCCUAGAACAGGAGGAAAUGCACUGCUGUCUAGGUGGCCGGCACUUUGGUCGGCAUAAUGUCGAAGUCCCGACAUGUUUAAGAAUUUGAAGAGCACAUUUGCUUCAGCUGUGAAUGUCAUAAAGUGUAGAUCUCCAAUAACUGUUAUAUGCUGCUUACUCAGGAAACCACACAAACAGGUUAGGAAAGCUCUCACAAGAACAGAAAAACUCCCUGCUCAAAACUGUCAUAGGGGUAAGAAAUCUCGCCAUACAUCUGACACGGGAACAUGUCAGGUCCUGUUGGUACAUGCAAAGAAGGAAUACCCAACCUCACGGAGGAGUAGGGGUGCGGAAGGCUGUCGUAAAAGAACAGCAAACUCCCUCCUUGAAGCCACAACCCAGAACAUCAUAAGAGUAAGGAUUCUUGAUAAUUUAUCCAAAUAUGUCAGAGAGACAUGUCAGGCCCUACUGAGACAUGAAAACGAUGAACCUUUUGGAGAAAUGGCAACUCCCUGCAAUAGGAAUAAGAUGUCCCGCCAUUUGUCCAAACUUGUCACAUAGUCAUGUCAGCUCCUGUAGAUACAUGCAAAAACAGAACACGAACUUCGUGGGACAGUAGCGUAGCCAACAAAAAAUUCGGCAGGGUUCCUACGGAAAGAUUACGUGGGGGAGAGGAUUUCACCCUUGUUUUCCUUUCCCCAAAUGCACUACCAAAGGUAUAAUUUUUGUGGGGUUUGAACCCCCCCCCCCUUCUGGCUAUGCCACUGUCAUGGAGGGAUGGUGUCCGAAAAGUUCUUAAAAGAAUGACAAUACCCUACUUGGAGGCCAUAAUAACCAUUGUAGCAGUAAGAACGCUUGCCAUCUAUCCAACCAUGUCACAAAGACAUGUCAGGCCCAAGAGGUACAUGCAAAAAAAGAAGAAACAAAAAUACACGUGGAGGGAUGGGAUGACAGGCCACUACGGAUAGCCAUCUCAUGAUCCGCCUAAUUUUGUAAUUGCUUUACGACGUAGUGAAUACUCAUUCUUUUUCUUUUGAAGUUGACCACUCAGCAUGAGAGGUGACCUGGACCCCGUUUUAGAGGGCUGGGGGUGCUGCCAUGUAGCAUUUUCUGUACAAAAAGAAAAUAACAACAACAUCUGCUGGUUGUAAAUAACUGUAUGAGUGACAAAAUGUUUUUGACCUAUUUGUUUUGUUCUCAAGACACAUUUUUUGAGACACAUUAAUGUGUGAAUAGUUGCCCAUAAUGAUACCAGUUCUUGUUACUGCACAAUUGCAAUGGAUUAGAUUGCUCAGGUGUUUGCUCCAGCAUUACAUCAUGAAUUAAAUUAAAUACAAUAUUAAAUUUGCAGUUAAGGUGGUGAAAGAUGUGUCAUUGAUGUGAAUCUCUGUUUACUGCUGUGAAGUGAACAAAUGCUUGUAAUCUAGUUGUAAUAUACAAGGCAUACACGUGCAUUUCUGACUCGCGCGUAUUAUUAUUAUAUUGUCAGGUGAUUGCUUCGAAAUUGUAGUUUUUAACGUGUCAAUGCAUACCUAGUGUCACACUUCUUCUUUUCCUUUCUUGUUAUGAAUGAAGUGUUGUGUGCACACAAUUUUAAUUGGAUGCUAUUUAUGAUGUGCAUGGACAUUUUCUUAGUUUGGCAUGAUCUGUGACACGUGCAGUCUAUAAGUUUUACUGAAUGAGCUUGUCCGUAUACAUAAGCACCCUUUGGCUGGAUUCAUCUGUGGAGCAUGUUACAUCCUGAUGAUUAAAUCAAAUGCUGAACUUGAA
Molecule: messenger RNA, 3629 nt
Organism: Ornithodoros turicata
Lineage: Eukaryota; Metazoa; Arthropoda; Arachnida; Ixodida; Argasidae
Product: kelch domain-containing protein 3-like
Exons: 11
Coding region: 37-1416 (459 amino acids)
Cellular component (GO): cytoplasm
Molecular function (GO): chromatin binding; protein binding
Source: RefSeq, a predicted model, not a curated record